Rotaria socialis is the source of this 1254-nucleotide messenger RNA. NCBI's taxonomy places the organism in Eukaryota, Metazoa, Rotifera, Eurotatoria, Philodinida, Philodinidae. The record is from the annotation of a GenBank genome assembly.
AUGUCUCCAUUUAUAUAUAGAAUGCCUUUAGCAGGUGAAUUAGGUAUUGAUUCAAGUUUUGUAUAUAAUUUUAUUCUAGGCAAUAGAAGUAUGAAUGAAUUAUGUAGAGUUUUUGUACACGAACGACCAUUACCAGAAACUAUUCGACUUCAAAUUGUUAAACUGGCGGCACAAGGUGCAAAACAGAAUGAAAUUUCACGAAAACUCAAAGUGCCCAAUGUAUAUGUAUCUAAAAUCUUGAGUAAAUUUCAACAGACUGGUUCAAAACACAGUGUAGCGACACCAGAUAUUAUUUCCAAAAUUCAACAAAUUAGAAGUGAAGAUUCUUCAAUACUUGCAUGCGCGAUUCGUGAACGCCUUCUUCACGAACCUUUUUCUACACAUGAUAAUGUGCCAAGUGUUUCUUCUAUUAAUCGAAUACUACGCAAAGUAUCGUCUGCAUCAUCAACACAAUCUACCUCUAAUUAUCAAUAUGACACAUUAACUAAGCCAUCGAUACCAUCGCCUUCUCCAGCAUCUGGUGAAACAGAUGGUACAAUAAAUUCAUCAUCUACAUGUAGCUAUCAAACUUCAAUAGAUGAUAAAAAUGAGUCGAAUUCUUCAAUGGAAGAGGUUAAAUAUAAAAUAAUAAAUGGAGAUGAUUAUAUGAUCAAUGAUAAUGAAAAAGUUAUAAAUCAUAAUCUAGAUUCGAAGUUUUCAUCAAAACAAAACGCAUCACGAUAUCGAAGUUCUUUUACUGGCAAACAACUAGCAGAACUUGAAAAGGCAUUUGAGAAUUCACACUAUCUUGAUGUUGAUGCACGUCAAAAGUUAGCAAAAAUAACAAAACUAGAAGAAAAUCGUGUACAAAUUUGGUUUGCUAAUCGAAGAUCGAAGUAUCGUCGUGAAGAAAAACGAUGUCAUGAAAAAUAUGCACACAUUCCUUGUGAAUCCUCUAGAAAUAUUCAAUCCGUAACUUCUCCAAUAAUACUAUCGAUAUUGAAUCCUGACGAAUCAUUAGGUUAUUUAAUUGAAUCAAAUGAUCCACAAAUUAAUUUUCCAACUGGUCUUCAACAGAAUUCAUCUAUACAUUCUUUCAACUGUUCAUGUAAAUCGCUGAACCCAACAUAUUCAUUAUCAGCAAGUAAUUGCUACGAGGAUCUCUCAUCUAUGCAAAAGUCAUCAUCUUAUUAUUAUCAUCCUUCGUAUAAUACUACAUUUUCAUCAAACAUGAUACAUCCAUCCUCGACUUCUCUUCAAUCAUCAAUGCCAUGA